GGCCGCGUUGGCUCCCGGAAUGGCUUCGUUCGAAGAUGAGUUGUUCAAUUCAAGGAGUCAGAUUGGCUUCUAGCUUCUCCCUCGCCGAGCCCCCGUCCACCUGAACCUGAACUCCUCAGCGCCUAGCCGUGUGUUUGGUGGGGGUUGGAGCGAGCUAGGUUGGGUUGGACCCGUCCCUACAGCUGUUUGGAUGGAAUUCGAGGUGGGCUGGAUUAGACCAGAACCGAAUAUUCGGUUGAGAUGCGGAUCGGCUCCGUCCGCUGAAAUUUGGCGGACGGAGCAAAUCCUUUUUCUUCCGUCCGGAGCGCCGUGAGCGCCGGCGGGUGGUGCCUGCUGCUGCUUCUGCUUGUGCUUGCUUGAUAAAAGUUGGAGGGACGCAGCUCCAAGCAAGCUGGCGAGGCUCGGGCUCAUGCUCCAGGACGAAGCCUCCUCGUCGUCCGUCACAUCCUCCCCGCUCCACAACUUGUCGUCCCACACCAUGCCUCUCCACCCGGCCACCGGCCCGACGCCGCCCUGGCUGCUGCGGGAGCUCCGCUCCGACGAGCGCGGCCUCGGCCUCAUCCACCUCCUCCUCAACUGCGCCACCACCGCCGCCGGCCGCCUCGACGCCGCCAACGCCGCGCUCGAGCACAUCGCCUCGCUCGCCGCCCCCGACGUCGACGCCAUGCAGCGCGUCGCCGCCGCCUUCGCCGAGGCCCUGGCGCGCCGCGCGCUCCAGGCCUGGCCGGGCCUCUGCCGGGCGCUGCUCCUGCCUUCGUGAGCGCCGGCGGGCAGGAGGCCGCGCGCGUGCUCGACUUGGGAGGCCGCGGUGGGCGAGCUCGAGCCCCGACCAGGAGCGGCGCGGUGGCGAGCCCGAGCCCCGACCAGGAGCGGCGCGGUGGCGAGCUCGAGCCUCCCUCACUCUUCCAUCGCGUCGGCGUCGCGCGAGCCCCGACCAGGAGCGGCGCGCGGGCCCGCGUCGGGGGCGGCGGGGCGGAGCCGCGUCGGGCGCGUCGCGAGGAGGCCCGGCAGCCGGGGCGGUGGCGGCGGGAGCGGGGCGCUGGGGGGCGGUCCGGCAGCAGGGAGAAGAAAGGAGAUGGAGAGAGAAGACUGACAUGUGGGGCCCACUAACGGAGUGCUCAACUUGGUGAUGAACAGGAGCUUAUUCCAGAGCCGCAGUGGACAAAGGGCACUUGCACGAUGUGGCUUCAGUGGAGAGAGAGCUUUCCAUGCUCUUCUUUAUGCUUCAGUUCUGAUGCACUCCAACUGCUUGACGUAUUGCCUAAACAAAAGGUUGGGUACAUAUGUUCUUGUUUCAGCUGUUUUUAAAACUUUUUGCUAACUAAUACCAGUAACCACAUUCCCUUCAUUUGCAUAGUUCUCUUGAUUUCAGAUGUCUUUGUGCUUGACAGCUUGAGGCACAAAAGUAGCAAUGCAAGGUGGAUAGAGGGAUUGCAGAUAAAUCAGUAGUGUGCAAAGUGAUUGCUGCACUCACCCUUUCUAUUAUAAUAUAAACCUUCUUUCUGCUAUAGCUGAUGCUGAUAUAAAUGCUCCUAGCUUGCAUAUUUUUGCUGGUAGUUUUUACCAUGUGCUUGUGAUGAUGUAAUUUAAGGAGCUGAUUCUGAAAGCUCUGAUUCUUAACACUUAUAUGGUUAAGACAUAUUGCUUUCUGCAUAACAGCAUCUAUCUUCUUUCUAAUCUAUUUUUUGACUGAAUAAUUACUGUUCCUAUACAGUUUGUACGAUACUCCUAGAAUGAAUAUUUCAAUUUUAGGGUGUAAUGGCUACAUGCAGAGUCCAUGGCCCUCCUGACCUUUUCUGGGAAAUGAAGCUGCUAAGCCAAAGUAUUUCCUUGCUUCACUCGAAACAUUGAUGGAACUGCCUAAUGAGAUAUAUCAGUUAUAGCAUUGCUGUACUCACCCUUUCUAUUAUAAUAUAAAUCAUGCCGGCAAGAUUGUAUUUA
This is a messenger RNA of Panicum virgatum (switchgrass), 1941 nucleotides long. Its product is annotated as scarecrow-like protein 3. The record is from RefSeq and is a predicted model, not a curated record. Lineage: Eukaryota; Viridiplantae; Streptophyta; Magnoliopsida; Poales; Poaceae. The coding region runs from base 410 to 760 and encodes 116 amino acids. The transcript has 2 exons.